Trichoderma atroviride IMI 206040 is the source of this 468-nucleotide messenger RNA. RefSeq lists its product as uncharacterized. The record is from RefSeq and is a predicted model, not a curated record. Gene Ontology annotation, cellular component: cytosol. Gene Ontology annotation, molecular function: oxidoreductase activity; FMN binding. Lineage: Eukaryota; Fungi; Ascomycota; Sordariomycetes; Hypocreales; Hypocreaceae.
AUGACAGCCCCCAAAGCAAUCGCCGUCGUCAUCUGCAGCACUCGCCCUCACCGCAUCAACCCCUUUGUCGCCGGCUACGUUGCCUCCGUCAUCCAAUCCGUGCCUCAGACUACCGCCAAGGUGGAAUUACUCGAUUUGGCCACUCUCAAUCUCCCGCUGUACAACGAGCCUGUCGUACCAAGCUAUCUCCCAGCUGAUGAUCCCACGCCGCAUUAUCAGUACGAACACACCCGCGCCUGGUCGGCUCUUGUCCGCAAAUAUGACGGCUUCAUUUUUGUCACGCCGCAAUACAACUGGUCCGUCCCGUCGAGUUUGAAGAAUGCGCUCGACUAUGUAUUCCAUGAAUGGAGCGGGAAGCCCGCCGGAAUUGUCACCUAUGGCGCCAGAGGGGGUGUGAAAGCUGAGACUCACUUGCGAGAGAUUUUGAAAGGUCUGAGGAUGAAUGUCGCCGAAGCAACUGUGGCACUG